Molecule: messenger RNA, 5546 nt
Organism: Diorhabda carinulata
Lineage: Eukaryota; Metazoa; Arthropoda; Insecta; Coleoptera; Chrysomelidae
Product: importin subunit alpha-3-like
Exons: 6
Coding region: 234-1787 (517 amino acids)
Biological process (GO): NLS-bearing protein import into nucleus
Cellular component (GO): nucleoplasm; nucleus; cytoplasm
Molecular function (GO): nuclear import signal receptor activity; protein binding
Source: RefSeq, a predicted model, not a curated record
CAGGUUAAGUUACUUUUAAAAAUAGAAAGUUACUAGGAAAAUGGUGGUCAGCUAUUAUCUAAAGUUAUAAACAACUAGAUACUUCGACCAACAAGGUUUCGGGGAAGUGAUAAUUGAAAUUUUAUUGAUAUACAAAACUAUUUAUGUACAUUAGUUGAAGAUAAUUAAAAUAGAAUAUUUAAAAUAAUAACCCGGCUUUUUCCUCGUGUUUGGCAUUGUCAAAAUCGUAAAAAAUGGCGGAUCCUGCUGCUUAUAAAAAUCGUCUACAAAAUUUUAAGAACAAAGGAAAAGAUCAAGAUGAGAUGCGAAGAAGAAGGACUGAGGUUACAGUGGAACUUAGGAAGAAUAAACGUGAAGAAACUUUACAAAAAAGACGUAAUGUACCGGUCGCUGAUUCAACAGAUGAAGAUGACAUUGAAAAAUCUUUAUCAAACACCAAUUUAGAACAGCUAGUUGAACAAGCAGCCACAGAUGAUAAUCCGUCAGUACAAUUGAUGGCAGUACAGUCCGCUAGAAAACUGCUCUCUUCAGAUAGAAAUCCGCCUAUAGAUGCUCUAAUUGAUAGCGGAAUUUUACCGAUUCUUGUUAAAUGUUUAGAAAGACAAGAUAGUCCAUCGUUACAAUUUGAGGCAGCUUGGGCUCUAACCAAUAUUGCAUCCGGUACAUCAGUACAAACAAAUAAGGUCGUAGCAGCUGGAGCGGUACCAUUAUUCCUCAUGCUUCUCCAUUCGCCUCACCAAAACGUGUGCGAACAAGCCGUUUGGGCGUUAGGUAACAUAAUAGGCGAUGGUCCUAUUCUCAGAGAUUACGUUAUAGAAUUGGGCGUAGUGGAUCCGUUAUUGUCAUUUAUUAAACCCGAAAUACCUAUUUCGUUUUUGAGGAACGUCACGUGGGUUAUUGUGAAUUUGUGCAGAAAUAAGGACCCACCGCCGCCUAUAAGGACGAUAGAAGAACUUUUGCCAGCUUUGAAUGCUUUAAUUCAUCAUACUGACGUCAACAUUUUGGUCGACACGGUUUGGGCUCUAAGUUAUUUAACAGACGGCGGUAAUAGUCAAAUUCAAAUGGUAAUAGAUAGCGGCGUAGUACCGAAACUGAUCCCGUUACUUAGCCAUAAAGAAGUAAAAGUACAGACUGCGGCACUUCGAGCUGUCGGUAACAUAGUAACCGGUACAGAUGAACAAACUCAAAUAGUACUGAAUUGCGAUGCUCUCAGCCAUUUCCCAUCGUUAUUGGUGCACCCCAAAGAGAAAAUAUGCAAAGAAGCCGUUUGGUUCUUAUCGAACAUCACCGCCGGUAAUAGAUCCCAAGUUCAAGCGGUCAUCGACGCCGGUCUUUUACCUAAAAUUAUACUCAAUCUCAGAAAGGGCGAUUUCCAAACGCAAAAGGAAGCUGCUUGGGCCAUUAGCAAUUUGACAAUAGGCGGUGAUAAACAGCAAGUCGCCAGGUUGAUACAGGAAGGGGUCAUACCCCCAUUCUGCGAUCUCCUCAAUUGCAAAGACGCCAUGGUUAUACAGAUCGUCCUCGAUGGUAUUAACAACAUGUUGAAACUGGCAGGUCCGCAAGCCGAUCAAUUGUGUACGAUGAUCGAGGAAUGUAAUGGUUUAGAUAAAAUCGAAAAUCUACAAAAUCACGACAACAUCGAUAUAUACAAAUUGGCUUACGAAAUUAUAGAACAAUAUUUUGGCGGAGAGGAAGUCGAAGAUUCUAAUAUAGCGCCGACAAGCGGUGAAAGCGGUUUCACUUUCGAUCCCAAUACGAACGUUCCGAACGAGGGAUUCAAAUUUUGAUCGUUCAAUUACUAAAAUUAACAAACAAAAUCUAUUAAAACAAAAAAAAAUAAAUAAAAAUCUGUUCAUCAUUAGCCACACACUGGGAAAAGUAACCGAAAGAACGGAUGGGAGAGAAUGAAAGUGGGAGAGAAAGAGAGAGAAAGUGAUAGGGCGUCGCUUCCUCACUUUAUAAUUAAACGCUACGUUUAUACAUAUAUUUAAAUAUGUACGUUCAUUUUAAUUUAAACCUGUAUAUAUUUAUAUAUAUUAUAUAUUUUUAUAUAUACCACGAUUUGGGCUUUAAAGUAUACCGGAAUUUUUUAUUUUAUUUUUUAGGAGACAUUUUCACACAAAUUCAAACAUUUCAGUUUUUUAUAUUGAUAAUUUUCCGAAAUUUUGAAAUAGUACGAUAAUCAUUGAUAAUUUUCGCGGAAUACUGUAUUAAUCGCAACGUUUUAUAAAUUAAUAUUUUAUCUAUAUUAAAAGAAAUAGUUUGAACCGUUUGGUUAUGGUUAAUUGGUUAUUAAGACCCUUUGAAACCUUAUCAAUCAAAUCUGUACAAUUCCUGAAUUAUUAAGUUAUUAUAAUAUCUGGACUAUUAUGACUCUUUUAGGAACAUUGCUAAGUCAUAUCUGUACAAGGUCUGAACUAUUAUGAUCUUUUGUUAAUAUUCCAAGUAAUAUAUUUACAUGUUCUGGACUAUUAUGAUUUUUGUGAACAUUCUGUACAAUAUCUGGACUCUAAUGACCCUUUUAGGAACAUUCUAAGACAUAUUUGUACAAUUUCUGAACCGUCAAGUCUUUUUGUCAAGGUUCUAGGACAUAUAUAUAUACAAGUUCUGGACUGUUAUGGCCAUUUGUUAAUUUUCAAAGUCAUAUCUGUACAUGUUUUGGACUAUUAUGACUAUUUGAGAACUUUCCGUAAAAGUUCCGAACUAUUAUGACCUUUUCUUAACUUUCUAGACCAUAUCUGUACAAUGUCUGAAUUAUUAUGACUUUUUGGGAACGUUCUGCACAAGUUCUGACAUCAAAGUCAUUUAACAUCAAAAUUUUACAUAUUAUGGAACACCAGUCUAUUUUGAUAACUUUCUAGCUCAAAAUAGACAUUCCUGGAACUUCAUCAAAAUUUCAAAUAUAUUCUAAAUCAUUUUUGGAACAUUUACGACAAUUCACAUGAAAAUUUUACAUUUUUUGGAACAUUAUGACAUUUCAAAACCCCACUAGUUUAAAAUUGUACAUUUUUUCGGAACAUUAUGACAUUUUAGACAGGUUCUAAAUAUUUUUGGAACAUUAUGAUAUUUCAGAACCUUCCUAGUUCAAAAUUGUACAUUUUUUUGGAACACUAUGACACUUUAGACAAGUUCUGGAACAUUUUGCAACAAAUUUUCACAUUUUUUGAACAUUAUGGCAUUUCAGAACCUUCCUAGUUCAAAAUUGGCACAUUAUAUGGAACACUAGUCUGUUUUGGGAGAUUUCUAGUUCAAAUUAGGACAUUUCUGGAACAUUUAGAACAAUUCCCAUCAAAAUUUCACAAUUUUUGGAACAUUUUUUGAUUCUAUGGAACUAAAAUAGUAAAUUUUCUACGCAUAAACGAAUUAUUCAAGUUUUUGAAAAUUAUAAUUUUUUGGAAAUAUUCUAAAUCAAAUUUUUACAUUAUUAUGAACUUUUUGGAGGGAAACUGCAUAGUUUUUAUACAAUUGUGACAUUUUGGAAACAUUCUGAGAAAAUAAAAGAUUCCAAAAAAAAGUCGAAUCUUAAUUUGAAUAUUUUGGUAAUUGUGUGAAUAGAAUUUUUAAACGUACAAAAAGCACCUCAACUAUAAAUCAAAGUCAAAAAUAUACGAAAUGAAAAAUUUUUUAAAAUGAUCGUACAUAAUAAUAAAAAAAAGAUCUGAGCAUGAUUCGCGACCCUAAUUAUUUAGUAUUUUUUUUUAAUAAAAAAUAUUGUGAGAACUAUUUACGGAUUAUUUAUACAGAAAACGUGAAAAUUGAAAACGGUAAAAAAUAACGGAAAAUCCUCACUUCCGAUUAAAUGUUGUGAUGCGAUAAAAGUCAUGCGCAGAUUUUGUGACAAUUUACCUUGUAAUUUAUAUGAAUCAUGAUAUUAAUUUUUUUUUCAAUGUUCCAGACUGUUUUAUAAACCGAUGCCAAAACGACUUCAUACUUCAAAAAUAUUAUCCUUCGAUACAAUUAUAAAUAUACAAUAAUUGAAGGAAGUUUCAGAUCUGGCGAGUAUGGUGGUUGUACGAUGUGUGUAGACACUAUAUGGGGACUGUAUAAGGGCGAGAAUCGUCGAUAAUUGAUUAAACUGAUCGUUCUUUGAGGUAGUUUUCUAUUGUGAUCGAUAGGUCAUCUGGAUAGGUAAUUAUCCCCACGAUUUUAACGGGUGGAGUUUGUUUGUUCUCAUCUAUCCGUGAAGUAGUCUUCCGCCAUUUAGAUGAAAUAUUCAUUUCUACCAACUUUUUUGGGCACUCAAACUCCUUUGAUGAUAAUUGCGGAGCCUUUUGGAACCAAUUUGGUUUUGGAAUAGUCUUCUACCAAAUUUUCUAAACACUGGAAGUCCUUUGGGGAGCCUUUCGGAACCCAUUUCUCCUUCAAGUAGUCUUCUAACAUUUCUACAAAAUCUUUUGGGCACUCAAACUUCUUUGACGAUCCUUGUGGAGCCUUUUGGAACCAAUUUGGUUUUGGAAUAGUCUUCUACCAAAUUUUCUAAGCAUUGUAAGUCCUUUGGGGAUCCUUUUGGAACCCAUUUCUCCUUCGAACAGGUCUUCUAACAUAUCCACUAAAUUUUUUAGGCACUCAAACUCCUUUGAUGAUUCUUCUUGUGGAGCCUUUUGGAACCAAUUUGGUUGUGGAAUAGUCUUCUACCAAAGCACUGGAAUUCCUUUGGGGAUUCUUGGUGGAGCCUUUCGGAACACCUUUCUCCUUCAAAUAGUCUUUUAACAGUACUACCAAAUUUUUUUGAGCCCACAAACUCCUUUGAUGAUCCUUGUAGAGCCUUUUAUUUAUAACGAAGUUCGUUUCAGUCGAAAAUAUCUCGAUUUCUACUUUAUAGUAACAGCCAUUUUGUUUUACUAUUUAUGCCACGUAUGACGUGAUUGAGAUAAAAUAUGACAUAUGGCGUGUUUAAAUUGACAUACAACGCGGUUGCGGUGACAUUACAUGAUUAAAUCGACAUAUGACAUAAUUUAGUUGACAUAUGACGUGGUUGCAAUGACAUAUGACGUUGUCGAUACGAAUUUUGUAUUACUGACGAUUCGCAUUGGUUUAUAAUAGAGUCUGUAUAAUUCGUGGUUUUUGUUGUAAGGUGAAAUUAUUUAGGAGAAGGCUGUUGAUCCAAUGAGCUUGCAUACUAUUUGGUUUUUUUGUUCAUUAAUAACAAUUUCGAGUUACCAAUAAGACUUCAAAGAAAAGAUGUGUAUCGUAAUAAUAUAGAUUUUUUUUGUAAUUUACAUGAAAUCUUCGUAGCGAAUAAGUAUCCAAGCGCAUUGUUGUUGUUUUUUAAUCAUUUAUAAAUAAUUUAUGAAAUUGGGACUGAUAUGAUAUAUUGCUUUUUGAAAUUUAUCAAUUUUUUUGUUGUUCAGUAUUUGACGUUUGUAUUAUAAUUGAAAAAAUUAUUUUUGUUUUUUUCGAAAAAAUCCAAAAUCGGUCGAGGUUAUUUCCAACUUCAUAAGUAUUGAAAUUCAAGUGAUGUCGCGAUCCUUUUCCUAAUAUUUGAUUGAAUAGGAAAAAUACUUUCAGUUGUAAAUAUAUUAUAGAAUAAACAUCAAAUAAUUUAA